Messenger RNA from Oncorhynchus nerka (sockeye salmon), 5267 nucleotides. Its product is annotated as NACHT, LRR and PYD domains-containing protein 12-like. The record is from RefSeq and is a predicted model, not a curated record. Lineage: Eukaryota; Metazoa; Chordata; Actinopteri; Salmoniformes; Salmonidae. Gene Ontology annotation, biological process: intracellular signal transduction. Gene Ontology annotation, molecular function: protein binding.
GAGAGACCAGCCUCCCCUGUACCCAGCUGUGUGUCCAUGAAGAGUGACUGGUCUAUGGGUCUACCUCUAAAGUUUAGAGAGGGAGACUUUUCUACUGAACAAAUAAACCAACAGGAGAGAUCAGAGUCAGAGAUUCUCAGUGGUCAGUCUUCCCAGAGUCAUCAAACAGACCUGGCCUCCAUAUUCAGUUUGCUUGAAGAGAAAAUUCUGACAUUUGUGAAGAACGAGCUGAAGAUGUUCAAGAGGAUUCUUAGUCCAGAACUCCCAGAAGGCUUUGAGAGUCAGAAGCAGGAUAAGGAAGUGGUGGACCCUGAAGAUGAGCAGCAGGAGAGCAGUGCCAGAGAGGGGGCUCUGAAGAUCACACUGCACAUCCUGAGGAAAAUGAACCAGAAGGAGCUUGCUGACACACUGGAGAAAAAUGAGCUUGCUGUGAUUUGCCAACGUGAACUCAAAUCUAAUCUAAAGAAGAAGUUUCAAUGUGUAUUUGAGGGGAUCGCUAAACAAGGAAACCCAACACUUCUCAAUAAGAUCUACACAGAGCUCUACAUCACAGAGGGUGGAACAGGAGAGGUCAAUAAUGAACAUGAGCUGAGACAGAUUGAGACAACAACCAGGAAACAAGCAAGACCAGAGACUGCAAUCAAAUGUAACGACAUCUUCAAACCCUUAACUGGACAAGACAAACCUAUCAGAACUGUGCUGACAAAGGGAGUCGCUGGCAUUGGAAAAACAGUCUCUGUGCAGAAGUUCAUUCUGGACUGGGCUGAAGGAAAAGCAAAUCAGGAUGUCCAAUUUGUAUUUUCAUUCCCUUUUCGGGAGCUAAAUUUGAUGAAAGAGGACAAACACACUUUCAUUGAACUUCUUAAUCACUUCUCAAUGGAAACCAAACAAUCAGGAAUCUCCAACUACAACAAGUACAAAGUUCUGUUCAUCUUUGAUGGUCUGGAUGAGUGCCGACUGCCCCUAGACAUCCAGAAGAACAAGAUCUGUUGGGACGUCACAGAGUCAACCUCAGUGGAUGUUCUGCUGACAAAUCUCAUCAAGGGAAAUCUGCUUCCCUCUGCUCUCCUCUGGAUAACUACCCGACCUGCAGCAGCCAAUAAGAUCCCUUCAGGGUGUGUUGACCAGGUGACAGAGGUACGAGGGUUCAAUGACCCACAGAAGGAGGAGUACUUCAGGAAGAGAUUCAGUGAUGAGGACCUGUCCAGCAGAAUCAUCUCACACAUAAAGACAUCAAGGAGCCUCCACAUCAUGUGCCACAUUCCAGUCUUCUGUUGGAUUUCUGCAACAGUCCUUGAACACAUGCUGAAACAUAAGAGAGAAGCGAUGCCCAAGACUCUGACUGAGAUGUACACACACCUUGUGGUGUUUCAUACCAAACAGAAGAAUGAAAAGUAUCUUCGGAAUGAAGAGACAGGUCCACACUGGAAUAAAGAGAGCAUUCUGUCACUGGGAAAACUGGCUUUUCAACAGCUUGUGAAUGGCAAUCUGAUUUUCUAUGAAGAAGACCUGAAAGAGGCUGGCAUUGAUGUCAAUGAAGCCUCAGUGUAUUCAGGAUUGUGCACACAGCUCUUUAAAGAGGAAUGUGGGCUGUACCAGGACAAGGUGUACUGCUUUGUUCAUCUGAGCAUUCAGGAGUUUCUGGCUGCUGUAUAUGUGUUCCUCUCAUUCAUCAACAACAAUGAGAAUCUCAUGGACAAACUGCAAACAACGUCCAGGAACUUUUCUGUGAGGAUCAGACAAAGGCGUAAAGUUACUUUCUACAAGAGUGCUGUGGAUAAAGCCUUACAAAGUGAGACAGGAAACCUGGACCUUUUCCUCCGCUUCCUUCUGGGCCUCUCACUGGAGUCCAAUCAGAAGUACUUACAAGGUCUGCUGACAAAGACAAGAAGCAGCUCACAGAGCCAUGAAGAAACAGUCAAGUACAUCAAGGAGAAGAUCAGGGAGAAUCCCUCUCCAGAGAGGAGCAUCAAUCUGUUCCACUGUCUGAAUGAACUGAAUGACCAUUCUCUAGUCGAGGAGAUCCAAAGAUACCUGAGAUCAGGAAGUCUCUCAAAACCCAACAUCUCACCUGCACAGUGGUCAGCUCUGGUCUUUGUGUUGCUGACUUCAGAAAAGGAGCUGGAUGUGUUUGACCUGAAGAAAUACUCCAGAUCAGAGGAAGGUCUUCUGAGGCUGCUGCCAGUGGUCAAAGCCUCCAGAGCUGUUCUGCUGUCAGGCUGUGGAGUCACAGAGGAAGGCUGUGCUUCUCUGGUCUCAGCUCUGGAGUCAAACCCCUCACACCUGAGAGAGCUGGAUCUGAGUAACAAUGACCUGAAGGAUUCAGGAGUGAAGCUGCUCUCUGCUGGACUGGGGAAUCCACAUUGUAAACUGGAGACUCUGAGGCUGUCAGACUGUGGAGUCACAGAGGAAGGCUGUGCUUCUCUGGUCUCAGCGCUGAGGUCAAACCCAACACAUUAUUUGUGCACAGGUUACAGUGUAAGCAGGGAAAGUAAGCGUAUCAUUUCAAUACAACCUGUCUGUCAUUGUAUUUCUCUGUGUUUCAGACUCGCUGUCUGUAAACUCACAGACACAUCCUGUAAAGUGUUGGACUCAGUUCUCAGUUCAAACCCCUCACACCUGAGAGAGCUGGAUCUGAGUAACAAUGACCUGAAGUAUUCAGGAGUGAAGCUGCUCUCUGCUGGACUGGGGAAUCCCCACUGUAAACUGGAGACUCUGAGGCUGUCAGGCUGUCUAGUCACAGAGGAAGGCUGUGCUUCUCUGGUCUCAGCUCUGGAGUCAAACCCCUCACACCUGAGAGAGCUGGAUCUGAGUAGCAAUGGCCUGAAGGAUUCAGGAGUGAAGCUGCUCUCUGCUGGACUGGGGAAUCCCCACUGUAAACUGGAGACUCUGAGGCUGUCAGGCUGUGGAGUCACAGAGGAAGGCUGUGUUUCUCUGGACUCAGCUCUGAGGUCAAACCCCUCACACCUGAGAGAGCUGGACCUGAGUAACAAUGGCUUGAAGGAUUCAGGAGUGAAGCUGCUCUCUGCUGGACUGGGGAAUCCCCACUGUAAACUGGACACUCUGAGGCUGUCAGGCUGUGGAGUCACAGAGGAAGGCUGUGUUUCUCUGGACUCAGCUCUGAGGUCAAACCCCUCACACCUGAGAGAGUUGGAUCUGAGUAACAAUGACCUGAAGGAUUCAGGAGUGGAGCUGCUCUCUGCUGGACUGGGGAAUCCCCACUGUAAACUGGAGACUCUGAGGCUGUCAGGCUGUCUAGUCACAGAGGAAGGCUGUGCUUCUCUGGUCUCAGCUCUGAGGUCAAACCCCUCACACCUGAGAGAGCUGGACCUGAGCUACAAUCACCCAGGAGACUCAGGAGUCAGACUGCUCUCUGCUGGACUGGAGGAUCCUCACUGCAGACUGGAGAAACUCAAUGUGGAACAUGGUGGAGAGUACACAAUGAAGCCUGGGCCUAGAAAAUAUGUCUGUGAUCUCACACUGGACCUAAACACAGUAAACAGACUCCUCUCUCUGUCUGAGGAGAACAGAAAGGUGACAUGGAGGAGAGAGAAGCAGUCGUAUCCUGAUCACCCAGAGAGAUUUGAGGACUGUGAACAGGUGCUGUGUAGAGAGGGUCUGACUGGGCGCUGUUACUGGGAGGUAGAGUGGAGUGGGAGAGAGGCUGUUAUAGGAGUGACAUAUAAAGGAAUCAACAGGAGAGGAAGGAGUGAGGACUGUUGUCUUGGAUACAAUGACAAGUCCUGGAGUCUGUACUGCUCUGACAACCGUUACAGAGCCUGGCACAAUAAUAAUCUCACCCCCAUAGACGUCCUCUCCUCCAGCCCCCACAGAGUAGGAGUUUAUCUGGACUGGCCAGCCGGCACUCUGUCCUUCUAUAGAGCCUCUUCUGACACACUGACCCACCUGAACACAUUCACCUCCACAUUCAUUGAGCCCCUCUAUCCAGGGUUUAGGCUUUGGGGUGAUGGCGACUCAGUGUCACUCUGUCAGUGAUACACACACACACACACACACUGGAGACACACAUACACACUGGACACACACUGGACACACACACACACACACACACUGGACAACCACACACAUUGGACAAAUAACCACACACAUUGGAUGGACACACACACGCUGGACACACACACACGCUGGACACACACACACACACUGGACACACACACACUGGACACACACAAACAGACUGGACACACACAAACACACUGGACAAACACACACUGGACACACACAAACACACUGGACAAACACACACUCACACUGGACAAACACUGUAACACACACACAAACACUGGACACACACACACACUGGACGAACACACACACACUGGACGCACACACACACUGGACGCACUCUCCCACACAUGCGCGUCUUCCUAUAAUUGUGAGGACCUUGACCCAAUAACACCUUUAAAAUACCAAUGUCAUCAUUUGUUAUACAACAAAUUAUGCAAUAAUAUAUUGACAAAUGCUCCAUAGUUGUACACAAGGAUGUAUAAGUAUACAAGGAUAUAUAGUACUUUUCAUAAUAAAACAUACCUGAAAUAAGAAAAGGCAUGUUAAUUGUGAAAACCGUUUAGUUAUUGAUUUUAUAUUGCCUCUGUCAGUUGCAGGUUGAUGUUAAAGUAGGAAUCUCGGAGCAUCAUAGCACCAUUAGGUGUAAAAACCCAGUUGCGGCUCACUUUUUGGAAUCGAUUUAGUCUCUGCAUUAUAUCGGCAUCAAACAUGUCACUUAGGAGAGAGGGGGUGACCUUGACAAUUUAUUGUUAAAACGAGAAGCUGCCUGGAUCUUUAAUUUAAAGACCCUUUGCUCCCUUCGGUCUCAACGUAGAAUUUGAUCUGAUGCCAUUUUUGUGAUUAUUGUGAUUUUGUUAUUCAUUGUAAUGUUAGCCUAUGUAGCUGCAUUGUAUCUAUGAAUAAAUCGGAGAGUGGAGUUAGAUGAACAAGAAUUUAAGCUUUCAACCAAUAUCAGACACUGAUAUGUACCUAAAUGUUUAAUAUCCUUAUUAUUUAGUAUGAUUUAAUUGAACCCUUCAGUCUCACCGGAAGUUGUCCCGCUUGCGGGAUGCAUAGCCCUAAAAGGAUUUCUUAGCUCCUUCUUGAACUGCACGGUUGGUUAAGGGCGUGUAAGUAAAGCAUUUCACGGUAAAGUUUACACUUGUUGUAUUCGGCGCAAAGUUUGAUUUGAUUUGAUCAGCGGUGUUUGUCAUGAUUGAUAUCUGUUAAAACGUUGGUUAAUAAAUUAUUGUGUCUGA